CUACGACACAACACCUAACAAUGGCCAAGUGUAACCAAUGAAAGGGACUGCAGUAUAGUGGCACAAGUAAUAAAUAUCGAAUCCACGGGUCUCUAGAGUUACUAUUACUCAACUUCAGUUCAUUAUCUAGCAAUAGAUUAAUGAUUGAUUUACUAAACUACUCUACUAAUUACAAGUUGGGAACUCACUUAGGUAUGAUUCCCCCUAGCUCCUCAAUUAGGUCCAAGUUGCAAUUACCUUUGGUAGAUCUACUGUUGAUUAAACUGCGGAAGAUCCUAAAUUAGCUUGGAAUCUCUUAAGCUGACCAAGCCCUCUUAGACAAAAUACCCAGCAGGCGACUAGCCUUCACCGGGAUAGACUGCUAAGGCGAUUCACACAGAUCUCUACUACUAGAAUGAAUUCCAGUACAAAGCAGUAAAUUGAUUGACUCUCGCACAACCAAUUCACCACUAUCAAUCAAGGAAGCUCUCUUAACCUAAUCAGAUUCUAUCUAUCAUAGGUUAAAGCAGAAAUCAAGAGAAGAUGAUCAGGCUUCAAUUGACUCUAUAAAUCAUGCCUCAAUCGAUUAUAAACAAACAAUAUAGCAUCCAAAACUUCAUAUAAGAAAGAUCCUAACACAUGGAACUAGGGUUCCUCAAAACCUAAGUGAAGGGAAGUUACUCCAUAGAGAAGAGAGAGACUGCAGAAAUCUGAUCUUGAUCUUCAAUCUCCAUCUCCAAGCUUGAUUCCCGAGCUUCAGUGGCGAAGAAAUCCUCCAAAAUAGCUCCAAGAAUGUUCCCAAGUCGCUCUCUCUCUCUCUCUAGGGUUCGUCCCUUGGGUGUUUGGGAACCAAAACCCAGCUCUCCCUCUCCUUUGGCUCGAAAUUGGCUUAAAACCAGAAAUUCCCGACUCACACGGCCGUGUGACUUUCCCAGCUGCCCGUGUGAGUGUCCAAACGCGGCGUUUCGAUUAGUGGGCAACCAGGCAAGCUGCACGGGCAGAGGCCACACGGCCUUGUGGCUCCCCAGGCUGCCCGUGUGGCUUUUACCGAGCCCUUCCACGGCCACAAGGGGCCCCUACACGGCCGUGUGAGGUACAAUGGUGCCCGUGUGGCUUCCCAGCUUCUCGCCAAACGUCCAAACUUCGUCCAAUUGACCCCGAACUUGUUCCUAAACCUUCAUUCACGUACUAGGACCUGAAAUAUCACAACCAAGAACAACCUAGCGUGAAAUCGUCCUAAAACACGAGAAUCAACAUCUCAAACGGCUCAAGAAUAGGGGUAAAAACAUGUGUAAUUAUUGGUCUAUCAGCGGCUAACCGGAUAACCGACCCUGACCGAAAAUCCCCUUCUCCCCAUCCCAAAAUCGCAGAAAACCCUUCACCCCCAAAUCAAAUAAACUAGUUCGAAGUCCCUCCCCCCAUCUCCCCGAUCUCGCGCCGCCCGACACCGCGCCUCACCUCCGACUGCCAUCCCUAAAUAUGAGUUCAGCGGCGGCGGCGAGCAAAGCCUGGAUGGUGGCGGCUAGCAUAGGCGCAGUGGAGGUGCUCAAAGACCAAGGGGUGUGCCGGUGGAAUCACGCCAUGAGAUCAAUCCACCACCACGCCAACUCCAAACUCCGAUCCCGCGUCUCUCACCCCGCUAAAAACCUGUCUUCUUCAUCAUCCUCUGCUUCGGCUGGGGAGAUGGCGAGCAUCGGUGGAGCUGCGAGGAAAACAUAGGCCUCGUUCGACAGAGUGAUGGGGUGGAGCUAUUUUCAGCGAGAUCCGUGUAGAUUGAUGGAAGUUGUGAGGGUAGAGAAAUAGAUCUCAUGAACGGAGAGGGAGGAGGAAUGAUUUGUUGCGGUUACCACGGUUAAACCGAACCAUAACCUAAAACCGAUCGGUUGGUGGUCAGCUAACCGUGACUCCUUUCAUGGUCGGUCGUCGGCAGACAUAGGGGACGGAUCAAUUUAACCGAUAACUGAGAAAUCGAGUUUCGGUUAAACCAAAACCGACCGACUGCCACCCCUAAUCCCAAGGAUGGAAUUCUUUACGAGACCAAGGGGAGUCGGAAGUGAUGAUGACAUGCUUUAAUGGGGGAAAAACUCAUAGUAACAUAUUUGAAUAAAUAAAUAUGCUCGUG
Molecule: messenger RNA, 2101 nt
Organism: Linum trigynum
Lineage: Eukaryota; Viridiplantae; Streptophyta; Magnoliopsida; Malpighiales; Linaceae
Source: the annotation of a GenBank genome assembly